AUGGAUACCUCCAAACUGCCUAAGAUCAAGGAUGAGGAGCGAGAAAGCGCCUUUGGAUUUGUACAUGGGGUUUCUGGACCAGUGGUGAUAGCUAAUGCGAUGGCAGGAGCAGCCAUGUACGAGCUGGUCCGUGUAGGUCACAGUGAACUGGUGGGAGAAAUCAUCCGUUUAGAGGGUGAACUGGCAACUAUUCAGGUCUACGAGGAGACUUCUGGUGUGUCUGUCGGGGACCCGGUCCUUCGAACAGGAAAGCCCCUCUCUGUAGAGCUGGGACCAGGAAUCAUGGGUGCCAUCUUUGAUGGUAUCCAACGUCCACUAAAAGACAUUAAUGACCUCACUCAAAGUAUCUACAUCCCAAGAGGAGUGAACAUUGGUGCUCUCAGCAGAGACCUCAAAUGGGACUUUUCUCCCCGUCAGGGCCUUCGAGUUGGCAAUCAUGUGACAGGUGGGGAUUUCUAUGGCGCCGUGUUCGAAAACUCCUUAAUCAAGCACAGUAUGAUGAUUCCACCUCGCAAAAGGGGCACCAUCACCUAUUUGGCCCCACCUGGACAUUAUGACAUAACUGAUGUAGUUCUGGAGCUCGAAUUUGAAGGCGUGAAGGAAAAGCUGACCAUGAUGCAGGUGUGGCCAGUAAGACAAAUCCGCCCAGUAUCAGAGAAGCUGCCUGCCAAUCAUCCACUGCUGACUGGUCAGCGAGUUCUGGAUGCACUUUUCCCCUGCGUGCAGGGCGGCACCACUGCCAUACCAGGAGCCUUUGGAUGCGGAAAGACAGUGAUAUCGCAAGCGUUGUCCAAGUACUCCAACAGUGACGUCAUUAUCUAUGUCGGCUGUGGAGAGCGUGGAAACGAAAUGUCUGAAGUGCUGCGAGAUUUCCCUGAGCUUACUAUGGAAGUCGGUGGCAAAACUGAGAGCAUCAUGAAGAGAACAGCACUAGUGGCAAAUACGUCCAACAUGCCUGUGGCUGCAAGAGAGGCUUCCAUUUAUACAGGGAUCACACUGUCUGAAUACUUUCGAGAUAUGGGUCUCAAUGUGAGCAUGAUGGCAGACUCGUCAUCUCGAUGGGCCGAGGCUCUGAGAGAAAUCUCUGGGAGAUUGGCUGAAAUGCCUGCUGACAGCGGUUAUCCUGCUUACCUGGGUUCCAGGCUCGCCUCCUUCUAUGAGCGCGCUGGACGUGUGGUGUGCCAGGGAAAUCCAGAAAGAGAAGGCAGUGUCAGCAUCGUAGCAGCUGUGUCGCCCCCUGGUGGAGACUUCUCAGAUCCUGUCACUUCAGCCACACUGGGAAUUGUUCAGGUGUUCUGGGGAUUGGACAAGAAGCUGGCUCAAAGAAAGCACUUCCCUUCUGUAAACUGGCUGAUUAGCUACAGCAAGUACAUGCGAGCUCUGGAUGACUAUUAUGACAAACAUUUCCCUGACUUUGUUCCUCUCCGUACAAAAGCAAAGGAGAUUUUACAGGAGGAACAGGACCUGGCAGAAAUCGUGCAGCUUGUAGGCAAGGCCUCCCUCGCUGAGGCUGACAAGAUCACUCUAGAAGUUGCUAAACUCAUUAAGGAUGACUUUCUGCAACAGAACAGUUACUCCGCCUACGACAGGUUCUGCCCCUUUUACAAAACAGUUGGCAUGCUCUCAAACAUGAUUUCUUUCUACGAGAUGGCCCAACACUCAGUGGAGACAACAGCACAGACUGACAACAAAAUCACUUGGGGCAUAAUCAAGGAACAGAUGGGAGACAUACUGUACAAGAUCAGCUCCAUGAAGUUCAAGGACCCUGUUAAGGAUGGCGAAGCUAAGAUCAAGGCAGACUACACCCAGCUGCUGGAGGAAAUACAGAAUGCUUUCCGGGCCCUGGAGUGAUAAAUAUCUUACCUCUGCUU
Molecule: messenger RNA, 1871 nt
Organism: Monopterus albus (swamp eel)
Lineage: Eukaryota; Metazoa; Chordata; Actinopteri; Synbranchiformes; Synbranchidae
Product: V-type proton ATPase catalytic subunit A-like
Exons: 14
Coding region: 1-1851 (616 amino acids)
Biological process (GO): ATP metabolic process; proton transmembrane transport
Cellular component (GO): proton-transporting V-type ATPase, V1 domain; lysosomal membrane
Molecular function (GO): ATP binding; ATP hydrolysis activity; proton-transporting ATPase activity, rotational mechanism
Source: RefSeq, a predicted model, not a curated record